AAUUUGUUGUACCGCCUGGUUUUACAUUUUGUGAAGUAAUAAAGAUAUAAAAUCGUCUACAAAGCGCAGAUAAUUUACGAUUUGCCAACAAAAUAUUAAGCAAAUUAAAUUUGCAAAAAAUUGAAGUCAUCGAACAGUGAAGUACAAAUCACAGCUAUUGGCUUGAGAAACUUCACAUGAAAAUUUUGUCGUCAGCAGAUAGUGAGAAAUACGAUUGGAAACAAAAGGUAUAUUCCGCGCAAAAGAAAAUCAGAAAAUAAGCGAACGGAACAAAGCGAAAACGUGACAACGACGAAAUAGCAACCGUUUUAAACGUCGACAUCGUCACAACAACAAAGAUUUCGUAGGUCGUCUUCAAGAAAACGAGGGAGAAGGUGACAGAAACUUUUUCGAUUGAAUUAAUAGGGACAGGGUGUAGGUCGGAAAGAAGAGCAACGACGUGGUUUCUGUUUUGCGCAAGAGGAAUAACCAAACACGCAACCGAGGCAAACGGGAACUAACCACAAAACAAUAAAGAAAAUUGUGAAGUAGUCAUCAAAGUUUUUUAAUCAUUCCCAUACUACCAUGAGUGUAGACGCAUAUGGGCCAAGUUCGCAGACUUUGACAUUUUUGGAUACAGAGGAGAAUGACUUGAUUGGCGCUGAUACGCAGGCAUCAGAAUUCGAUUUUCGCGACUUCACGCUUCCUUCUCAAUCUCAAACACAAGCCUCUCAAUUGGAAGGGAUUGGUGGCAAUGCAACAACACAAAGCAAAUUAAAUGUGCUAACAAACAAUUUGGCCGAGUUGCAAUUUGAAGAGGAGGAUGACGAUACAUCUAUAUUAGCCGUAAAGGAACUUCCUCACCAUGCCUGCAAAUAUUGUGGCAUUCACGAUCCUGGUACAGUAGUUAUGUGUAAUAACUGUAAGAAAUGGUUUUGCAAUGGAAGGGGUAGCACUUCCGGAUCCCAUAUAGUUAAUCAUUUGGUGCGAGCCAAGCAUCGAGAGGUGACACUUCAUUCUGAAGGUCCUCUAGGAGAAACUGUGCUCGAGUGUUAUUCAUGUGGUGUUCGUAAUGUUUUUGUAUUAGGAUUUAUCCCUGCUAAAGCGGAUUCAGUAGUAGUGCUAUUGUGUCGUCAACCAUGUGCUGCACAAAAUUCUUUAAAAGAUAUGAACUGGGAUCAAGAUCAAUGGAAACCUUUAAUAACAGAUCGAUCCUUUUUACCAUGGUUGGUAAAGGUACCCACCGAGCAAGAGCAAUUACGCGCACGCCAAAUAUCUGCUGCUCAAAUAAAUAAGUUGGAGGAGUUGUGGAAAGAGAAUAUCGAUGCAACGUUUCAAGAUCUCGAAAAGCCCGGAAUAGAUACGGAGCCAUCUCAAGUGCUACUUCGAUACGAAGAUGGUUACCAAUAUGAAAAAGUGUUUGGACCUUUGGUACGCUUAGAAGCGGAAUAUGAUAAAAAACUAAAAGAAUCGCAAACACAAGAGGGAAUAGAAGUGCGUUGGGAUGUUGGCCUGAAUAAAAAAACCAUUGCCUAUUUUACGUUGGCCAAAACUGAUUCUGAUAUGAAACUAAUGCACGGUGAUGAAUUAAGAUUGCGCUACGUCGGAGAGCUUCAUAAGGCGUGGAGCGAAAUUGGUCAUGUUAUAAAAGUGCCCGACAAUUAUGGCGAAGAUGUCGGUUUGGAACUGAAAUCCUCCGCAGGUGCCCCAGUUAAAUGUACCUCCAACUUUGCCGUUGAUUUUAUUUGGAAAUGCACUUCAUUUGAUCGCAUGACUCGUGCACUUAAAGUAUUCGCUAUGGAUCGUAGUUCAGUGUCUAAUUACAUAUACGCACGGCUUCUUGGGCAUGGUCGGCAUGACGGCAGUGAUGAACUCCUAUUUCGAGGUCCCAUACCAAAACUGUUUAGUGCUCCGAACUUACCGGAUUUGAAUCGUUCCCAAGUAUAUGCUGUUAAGCACGCAUUGCAACGUCCUUUAAGUCUAAUUCAAGGUCCGCCUGGUACCGGAAAAACUGUCACCUCGGCCACAAUAGUAUACCAAUUAGUGAAACAGCAUGGAGGCACCGUGCUCGUGUGUGCACCCAGUAACACAGCGGUAGACCAACUUACGGAAAAAAUCCACCGCACCAACUUGAAAGUGGUUCGUCUCUGCGCCAAGUCUCGAGAAGCUAUCGAUAGUCCUGUGAGCUUCCUAGCUUUACAUAAUCAAAUUCGUAACAUGGAGACAAAUAUUGAGCUAAAAAAGUUGCAACAACUCAAAGACGAGACUGGUGAGUUGAGCUCGGCUGAUGAAAAGCGAUACCGCACUUUGAAGCGUGCCGCUGAGCAUCAAUUACUCGAAGCCGCUGAUGUCAUUUGCUGUACUUGCGUAAGCGCCGGAGACGUGCGCCUAGCGCGUAUAAAAUUCACUUCUAUCCUCAUAGACGAAUCCAUGCAGUCUACUGAGCCAGAGUGCAUGGUGCCAGUAGUACUGGGAGCGAAGCAGUUGAUACUGGUCGGAGAUCACUGCCAGUUAGGUCCAGUUGUGAUGUGCAAGAAAGCAGCCAGAGCUGGUCUGUCGCAAAGCUUAUUCGAACGCCUAGUAGUUUUGGGUAUCCGCCCGUUUCGGUUGGAAGUCCAGUAUCGUAUGCAUCCGGAAUUGUCGCAAUUUCCUUCAAACUUCUUUUAUGAAGGAUCGCUGCAGAACGGCGUUUGCGCUGAGGAUCGCAAAUUGAAGAUUGACUUUCCAUGGCCACAGCCUGACAGGCCGAUGUUCUUCCUUGUUACUCAAGGACAAGAAGAAAUUGCGGGCUCGGGAACAUCCUAUCUGAAUCGUACGGAAGCAGCAAAUGUGGAAAAGAUAACAACACGUUUUCUCAAGGCUGGUGUCAAGCCGGAGCAGAUUGGUAUCAUUACCCCCUAUGAAGGCCAACGAGCUUACUUAGUGCAAUACAUGCAAUAUCAGGGCAGCUUGCACUCCAGACUAUAUCAGGAAAUAGAGAUUGCUAGCGUCGAUGCUUUCCAAGGAAGAGAAAAAGAUAUUAUAAUUAUGUCAUGUGUGCGAUCUAAUGAGCGUCAAGGUAUUGGUUUUCUCAAUGAUCCUAGGCGUUUAAAUGUCGCAUUAACUCGCUCGAAAUAUGGCACUAUCAUCGUGGGCAAUCCCAAAGUCUUGUCCAAGCAACCGCUUUGGAAUCAUUUGCUUAAUUUCUACAAAGAUCGCAAAGUGUUGGUGGAGGGCUCGCUGAAUAAUCUAAAGGAGUCCCUAAUACAAUUCCAAAAGCCCAAGAAGAUUGUCAACACCCUAAAUAUGGGGGCUCACUUCAUGACCACAAUGAUGGCCGAUGCGAAGGAAGCCAUGAUUCCCGGCUCCAUUUACGAUCGAUCCGGCCAAUACGGCUAUUCGUCGGGUCCCAUUAAUGCAUCCAACUAUGGUGGUAGUGGUUUAGGCUUAGGACUGGGCUACGGAGGCAGCAACAACUUGGGUUACGGUAGCGGCGCUGCUGCAGCGCAAAUGCAAGCGGCCGCCGCAGCGCAGAACUUAAACAACUUUAUGAGCGGUAACUUCGGUGCUAUCGGAGCUCGGAACAACGGCCCAAGUGGAGCGGCAAAUCAAGCAGCUGCCAAUGCACACCAAUGGAACCAUCACCACGACUCGAUUAGUUACAUCUCGCCCGAACGUGCGCAGGCAGCAAUGAAUAACAUGCCAGUCCCGGUUGGCAUGUUCAUGAACAUGAGCAAUAUUCCGCCGCGGUUCUACAACCAACACCAACAGGCGAUACAGGCCGCGGCAAAACAAGGACGCCGAACUGGUGCUGGCCUGGGCGCUGCUGGUAUAGCUCUUAACAACAAUGGCGGCGGCAAUGGAGUCAGCAAACUGUUCAACAAUUACAAUUCCUCCAUCGCUGGCGUUGCUAACAAAGGCCAAAAUGUGAAAACUCGCAACAGCAUGCAAGCCACUGCUGCUACAACACCAACAACAACUAGUGCCAACGACAUCAGCAGCGUGCUUAUUGGCGCCGGUUCCACCACGUCUCAGAGCAACGCCCUGCCGCUGACCCAACAGAAUAUGUCGCAACAAAUGAGCCAGCCCGGCGGCUUUACAUUGUCACAACAGCCCGAGCUGUCACAAGAUUUUGGUCAAAUUUCGCAAAUCGAUAGCAUUCUCUCCCAAGAUGUAAAUUUUACCGCGGGCAAUCUCACCACUGAUCGGAUGAAAUUCGGCCUGAACAGUCAGAGUCAAUUCUCGCAGCCUUAUUGAUAUAACGGUUGAUUCCAACUACAAAAGCAAAAGCAGCAGCAGUCAGUUAAACCAACAAUUCAUAUCAAACAAAUACAAACUUUUUGAUGUAACGAAAGAGAACAAAGAAGACAAGAAGCGUGCACACAAAAAACUGCAGAAACAGCAGCCACAGAUCUCUGAUCGCUUGGAUAGAAUCGAACUGAAACGGAAUUACAAGGGGUAAAAUGCAAAGAUUCCGUUUAAGCCACUCAAAUGACAUCACGUUUGGGUAAUGCCGACAAAGAUUUCAAUUUCAAUCAGCGACAGCGAUCGCAUAAAAAUGCGACUUCACAGCGACGGAGUAGUAUGUGUGCCACCUGCGCCAACGUGUGCUUAAAUGGGUUAAUUACGAGUAGGAGAAUUUGGAAGCGACGACAAGCAGAAAAAGAUAUACAAACACAACAAUCCACAAUGAGAUUUAUUGAGAGCUAAACAAAAACAAAUGCCGCACAUACAGUAGCUGCAACAGCAGGGAUUGGAACACGAGUGAGCCAACCAAACAAAUAUGUUUUUCAAUGGAGGUGAACGACAGCUAAAGGCUAUUCAUCGUCCACACUCUAUUUUCUUAUAUCACGAGCUGAACCUAUCAAACAAACAAAAAAAGGCAAAACAAUUGACACAAAGGAAAUGAGUGGACACUCGAUGUGGUUCCCAUAAAGCUCUGAAUAUGAUUUCAACUUGAGUAGAGUUUCCGAGCAUGGUUUAUACGCUUUAGCGCCUUGAGGGCAAUUACCAGCCAAUUGGCGGAAGUGGUCGAUCGAUACAUUUUAUGGGACACCUUUUGUGCAUAGUUCUCCUCCAUCUAAACUUCUACAAGACGAUGUGUUUUUAAUGGAAAAACGCUCUUCCCUUCAAUCCAGUGGGAAUACUUCUUCACUGAUGUCUAUGUGUAUUGUGCUGAAGCAUAGCGGGCUGUGUUCCCCAGUUCUAUUGCUCUUGGAUUUUCCCACGUAUAAAUAUAUUUUAACUUUUAAAUUUUGUGAUUACGUUCAUUUACUGACAAGUGAUUUCGAAAUUAGCGACUAUAUUAAAAAAAAAAAAACAACAACAAAUAUUCAACAAUUUUUAUAUACAUUUAACAUGCAAUAAAUGUAUAUUACCAAAUAUAUAUUUCAAUAAAACGCUUCAACAUCACCAUAGUGGCAGAAUAAAGAUCAAUUUGAUGAAGUGCAGGUACUGCUAUCCAUGGGUGGUGAAGGAGCACGCUUUCGUCGCAAUUCCUUUUAGAAGAAACGCUUUGCUUUGCAAUCCUUGCAUGUGGAAUCGUCUUGAUUUCUCGGGAAAAUAAAUCUCUGUUUUUAUUAUUUGCAUUAAAAAUAUUUUUUUU
This is a messenger RNA of Zeugodacus cucurbitae (melon fly), 5563 nucleotides long. RefSeq names its product regulator of nonsense transcripts 1 homolog (gene Upf1). Gene Ontology annotation, biological process: nuclear-transcribed mRNA catabolic process, nonsense-mediated decay. Gene Ontology annotation, molecular function: zinc ion binding; RNA helicase activity; RNA binding. NCBI's taxonomy places the organism in Eukaryota, Metazoa, Arthropoda, Insecta, Diptera, Tephritidae. The record is from RefSeq and is a predicted model, not a curated record. The transcript has 6 exons. The coding region runs from base 565 to 4215 and encodes 1216 amino acids. Gene Ontology annotation, cellular component: cytoplasm.